Ostrea edulis (European flat oyster) is the source of this 659-nucleotide messenger RNA. RefSeq names its product anaphase-promoting complex subunit 15-like. The transcript has 3 exons. Bases 74 to 382 code for a protein of 102 amino acids. Gene Ontology annotation, cellular component: anaphase-promoting complex. NCBI's taxonomy places the organism in Eukaryota, Metazoa, Mollusca, Bivalvia, Ostreida, Ostreidae. Gene Ontology annotation, biological process: regulation of mitotic cell cycle spindle assembly checkpoint. The record is from RefSeq and is a predicted model, not a curated record.
GUGUAAGGGUUUUACUUUUACGUAGCAUUAAGUAUUUCCAGCUGCAUUGUCAACAACAAAUUUUUGAAAAAAUAUGUCAUUUCGUUUUCCCAGCCUUGUUCCUGGUGCUAUAGACCCUUUAUGGUUUACAGUAGAUCGUCCAUGUGAUGACGAAAAUGAAUUAGAACAACUGGAGAAGGAGCACGAUCUUUGGCUGGAAAGCAUAGCAAAGAAAGACAAUAAUGUAGUGCCCAUUGGGAAGACGGCAUCAGAGCAUGUAGAAGACGAUGAUGAAGAUGAGGAUGAUGAUGAGGGAGAGGAUGAUGAUGAGAGUGACACUAAUGAUGAUGAAUUGGACACAGACAUGUUAGAUGAACGUGAUUCUGGGGACGAUGCUGGAUAAUGAAUGAGAUUUGAAAUGCAAUGUUAUUUGAAAUUUUGUGAUUUUCAAAGACAGGGAUUUAACAGAGACUAUCUGACAAGACUGAGAAAGAUUUCCAUGAAUUAUCAUCAAUACUUUUAGUUGGAUAACUAUUAGCAGCAGAGCUAUGGAAUACCCCAGCUUGUAUUUGCCUUAUGUACUUGUAUAUUGUGAUGUUUUCCAUGAUAAUGGAAGACCAGAUAAAGUAAUGAUGUCUCAUGAUAUUUACAGGUUCUAAUAAAUAAUUCUGUAACAUGUA